AUGUCGAACAACAAAACGCGCACCACGGGUGUGCCAAAGUUCCUUCGCCACCUCUACGCCAUCCUCCACACCGAGGACUCGUCCAUCAUGUCGUGGUCCAUGGAUGGCAUGUGCAUUCAGCUGUUCAACGUCAAGCGCUUGGAAGCCGAAGUCAGACAUGGCGAUAGCAUGCUUGGGUUGAACAGACGGGUUUACAUGUACAGUACAUUGUGAACUUUUGGCAGAGUCGGCUACACUUGCAUUCUUAAGGCUUUAAUCGCGAAUACUCGGUAUGGCCGCUGGUUGGCGAUCGUUCGUUCGUUGAAACAAGCGUGAAACGCACAUUUGUCAAAUGGUAC
Molecule: messenger RNA, 338 nt
Organism: Aphanomyces astaci
Lineage: Eukaryota; Oomycota; Saprolegniomycetes; Saprolegniales; Verrucalvaceae
Exons: 1
Coding region: 1-213 (70 amino acids)
Source: RefSeq, a predicted model, not a curated record